AUGCUUCGCACAUCAUUCACCAAGGUCGCCCGCCCGGCGCUCUUCUCCCGCUCGUUCGCGAUUACCUCGCGCGCCAUGGCUGCUGGUGACACCGGCGCUCCCCCCAAGACCGGCGGCCAGGGUGAUGCCUUCCAGCGCCGCGAGAAGGCCCAGGAGGACUUUGCCAUCCGCCAGCGCGAGAAGGAGAAGCUCAUCGCCCUCAGACAAAAGCUCAGGGAGCAGCAGGACCACCUCCAGAAGCUCUCUGACCACAUGUCAGUAGUCAGGCUCUAUUAUACCCUUGAACUCCCUGUACUGAUGUAUUCAAAAACAGCGACGAGAUCACCAAGGAGCAGGGUGGCGAGCACAACUAAAUAUUUAUCUACAAGGUUAAUAACCACGCGCUCUUCUCGGCUUGGCUGUCAAACUCCAAUUUGCCCAGCCACAUCAUCACUCAAUGAAAUCAUGGCACCAACCAUGAACAACAGCCAGGAAAGAAAGAGGAGAGAGAAUAGGAAGAUAAUGAGUUGA
Messenger RNA from Podospora anserina S mat+, 510 nucleotides. RefSeq lists its product as uncharacterized. Gene Ontology annotation, biological process: negative regulation of ATP-dependent activity. The transcript has 2 exons. The record is from RefSeq and is a predicted model, not a curated record. Bases 1 to 510 code for a protein of 169 amino acids. Lineage: Eukaryota; Fungi; Ascomycota; Sordariomycetes; Sordariales; Podosporaceae. Gene Ontology annotation, cellular component: mitochondrion. Gene Ontology annotation, molecular function: ATPase inhibitor activity.